Molecule: messenger RNA, 1031 nt
Organism: Gossypium raimondii (Peruvian cotton)
Lineage: Eukaryota; Viridiplantae; Streptophyta; Magnoliopsida; Malvales; Malvaceae
Product: tropinone reductase-like 1
Exons: 2
Coding region: 109-909 (266 amino acids)
Source: RefSeq, a predicted model, not a curated record
AAAUGCUUGGAUACCAGUGAGAGAAAAUAAACAAACAGCCAAUACGCAAGUUUCUUCCCUUCCUGCUAAAUUCUAAAUUUUCACAGACGUGUUAAAGUGAGCAUUGCGAUGUCUCAGAAGAGGCUUGAAGGCAAGGUGGCAAUUAUAACAGGUGGCGCCAGUGGGAUUGGAGCAAGUGCUGUGCAUGUUUUCCAUGAAAAUGGUGCCAAGGUGGUCAUUGCUGAUAUCCAAGAUUGCAAAGGCCAAGCCCUCGCCAACCAGCUUGGCGAAAAUGUUGCCUUCAUCCAUUGUGAUGUCUCAAAUGAAGAUGACAUCUGCAAUCUUAUCGACACCACCAUCUCCAAACAUGGAAAACUGGACAUUAUGUACAACAAUGCAGGCAUCAUGGACCGCCCAACAAGCGGAGGGAUUUUGGAUGCUAAAAAAUCAGACCUGGAAAAGAUGUUUCAAGUCAACACCAUCGGCGCUUUCCUUGGAGCCAAACAUGCAGCAAGGGUUAUGAUACCCCAACGUAAAGGUUGCAUUCUCUUCACUGCCAGUGCUUGCACUUCGAUUGCAGGGCUUGCAUCUCACACUUACGCAGCAACAAAGUAUGGGAUUCUGGGGCUGGCUAAGAACUUGACGCCUGAUUUGGGGCAAUACGGCAUAAGAGUAAAUUGUAUCUCGCCUUAUGGAGUGGUAACUGGCUUUCCAGGGAUUACCGAAGAACAGAGAUCCAUUGUGGAACUGAAACUGAGCAACAUGGGCAAUCUAAAGGGUGAAAUUCUUAAGCCAGAAUGUGUAGCCAAGGCUGCACUAUACCUGGCUAGUGAAGAAGCAAAUUAUGUGAGUGGAGUCAAUCUCCUGGUCGAUGGAGGGUACAGUGCUGUGAAUCCAACCAUGUUCAAGUUUGCGAACCUUGUUAAUUAAUUACCAACCAAGCAAUCAAGGCAUUGGCCCUUGCCAGAGUUUUUUUCUUUUCAAGUGAUGCAAAAUGUCAGACUUUUUCUAGUCAUAUACAUCAAUAUAAUAAACAAAUAAAUUUGUUGGGA